Molecule: messenger RNA, 1611 nt
Organism: Penicillium chermesinum
Lineage: Eukaryota; Fungi; Ascomycota; Eurotiomycetes; Eurotiales; Aspergillaceae
Product: FHA domain protein
Exons: 5
Coding region: 1-1611 (536 amino acids)
Cellular component (GO): cytoplasm
Molecular function (GO): protein binding
Source: RefSeq, a predicted model, not a curated record
AUGAGUGUCCCCAUCAACUGCCCCGGUGAUUCUACCGCAUCAAACGAGAUGUCUGAUCCGGUGACACUGUCCCUUUUCCCCAAAGACCAUUCCCAGCCACGUCACUUCACGUUUUCUUCCUCCAACAACAAUAUUCUCUCGAUCGGACGUGCCUCGAAGCGUGGCCCGCACGAACGCAUUCCAGCUCACGAUAAUGGCUGGUUUGAAUCACGCGUGAUGUCCCGAGAUCACGCAGAGCUCAGCUUCAAUCCUGUCAACCAGACGGUUCAGAUCAAGGAUCUUGGCUCUACUCAUGGAACUUGGCUCAACAAUGUGAAGCUGACUAGUCAUCAGCGGGCUGUUAUCCUGAACGAGGAUAUCAUUCGCUUUGGAAUUGAUGUUGAGCGCAAUGAUGUCACCUUUCCUGCUCUGACUAUGCGAUCCAAGAUCAGCUAUCGUUCCCAGUAUGCACGUCCCGCACUCACCUCGAUGCCGUUUACUUAUACGAUGUUCAGAGACUCCUUCAAUGGAGACAAGGAUGCGCGACACCCCAAGGUCCCCUCCCUUUCGAAACCGGAACUGGAAGCUCCCCUCCAUGUGACCGAGACGCUAUCAGCAAAUGCCCCUGUUGAAGACACAGAUAGUGAGAAUGGAGAGUAUGAUCUUCUUAUGGCUCGCGGUGAAUGUCCCACCUUCCCGGAGGAAUGGCCUUACGAACGCCCGAACACUACGCUCCCAAAUCCCAGCGAGGUGACCGGCGAUAAAAUCACGAUGCAAGAUAUUUUGAACCCUAUCGAUCUCACCGGCUCCUCGAGUGAUAUGGAGGGUAAUGAACAAGCCAAAGUCAUGGAUCUUACUUCGGAUGCUUCGCAUGCAUCCUCUUGCUCAGGCUCGGGAGAGGAUUCCGAGAUCGAUGCUGAACUUGAGGAUGAGUCAGAGGUGCAGGAGUUCCCGCGAGACAAGUACCAAAGCAUUUAUCACCUUGAAUACGAUAGCGAAGAUGACGACAAUGACGAGGAUUACUCGGAGUCUGAAGAUUCGAACGCCCAUUCCGAUGAGUGCAGCCCCUCGUCGGGCAAUAUUGCCGAUUGCACCUCCGAUUCCGUCGUCCCCAAGGCCUUCCCGGGGACGGAUGCACGUAGGGCCUUACUGAACGCUCUCAAUGAGGCUAUGGAUUCGGCAAGUGCGAAUCGCAUUUCCUCCAACGCCGCGUCACGCAAGUCUCCCAUUACGCCUGUCAUGGACUAUCCCGGUGUAGUUGACCCCAAGGAUGGCUCUCAGCUGGCAUCUCCCCUGAACAAGACGGCAACAGCGACGGAAUUGCCAGUCUGUGCUGAGAACGAUGCAUGUCCCGUUUCUCCGGUUGUGGAAAUUUCUCAGCCUUCGCCCCAGCCGGAGCCAACUUCUCUGAAGCGAAAAGUGACGGAUAUGGAGGCAGUUGGGCCAACCAUUGACACAGUGGCUACUCAACUGGAAGACAACGUUCAACGACCGGUCAAGCGUGUCAAGUCCGCCGCAUCCUCCACAGCAUUGGCUACAUAUUCUGCAACAGCUGUUGUUAGUGCCUUGCUAGGUGGUCUUGGAACGCUUGUUCUGCUCUCCGCUCUACCGACAGAGUAUUUCGCGGUGUGA